Molecule: messenger RNA, 1590 nt
Organism: Caenorhabditis auriculariae
Lineage: Eukaryota; Metazoa; Nematoda; Chromadorea; Rhabditida; Rhabditidae
Source: the annotation of a GenBank genome assembly
AUGACGUCUGCUUAUUUCGGUGUAGCUGGCGGAUCGGGCGGCGGCGCGACAUCGCAAUAUCUCGGUGUGCCGGGCGCUGGAGGUGCUCCUAAGCCAGCGGGCAUCUCCGGCGGCGGCGGUGGCGGAGGAGGAGCUCCGGGACAAUCGGCCUACUUUGGAGUUGGAGGUGGCGGCGCGCCAGGAGGCGGCGGCGCCCAAUCGGCUUACUUUGCUGUCGGAGGAGCUCCAGUUAGCAGCGGCGGCGGCGGCGGCGGUGGCUGCUCUGCACCCCGUGAGUCUUCCAGAGAGUCUUUGAGAAAGAAAUGUGAAUUUUCAGCACCACCAAUUGGAGGAUCAUCAACGAUGACGGCUGUCGGCGGCGCCCCUGGCGGUCGUUCUACCAUGACUGCUGUCGGUGGUGCUCCAGGCGGCGCUUCGACCAUGACCGCUGUUGGAGGAGCCCCGGGCGGAGGUCUUGUUCUUGACCACCUUUCCUUGAAACUUUGGGGUUUCAGCUUCAACCAUGACUGCCAUCGGUGGCGCUCCUGGCGGCCGUUCUACUAUGACUGCUAUCGGAGGUGCUCCAGGCGGAGCUUCGACCAUGACCGCUGUUGGAGGAGUUCCAGCCGGAGGUCUUGUCCUCUGUCAUAUCCCUGUGAUCUUGAAGUUUUAGCUUCGACCAUGACUGCCGUUGGUGGUGCUCCAGGAUCUACCAUGACCGCUAUUGGAGGCGCUCCAGGAGGAGGUAAAUAAGAAAAUCAGGGCCCAGAAAGUGUAGCUUGACAGAACCCUUGUUGGAUAGAUAGCUAUCAUAUAUUCCUUGGUGGAGAAAUGUUUUAGCCUCGACAAUGACUGCCAUCGGCGGGGCUCCUGGCGGCCGUUCGACGAUGACCGCUGUUGGCGGCGCUCCAGGCUCUACCAUGACGGCUGUCGGUGCCGUUGCUGGAGGUACUAGAGCAUUUGUCUACUAAGGAAAUAUGAUGGCUACCAAAUUUCUCAUUUUGAGAGCUUCUUCAUUCAAAAUCUUCAGGUACAUCUACCAUGACCGCUGUCGGCGGAGUCCCUGGCGGAACUUCUACCAUGACUGCUGUCGGCGGAGUUCCCGGUGGAGCUUCUACGAUGACCGCUGUCGGUGGCGCUCCUGGAGGAGGUCAGAUCUCUUCCAAGUUUCCCAUGAGAUUGGAGAUUUUCAGCUUCUACCAUGACGGCUCUUGGCGGCGCUCCUGGCGGUGGCUCUACCAUGACUGCUGUUGGUCAGCCUGGUGGCGCUUCUGCCCUUGGCGCUCCUGUCGGCGGUACCUUGAAUAAAUCUCCGGUGAAACAUUCCAAUCUUCAGGCGGCGGCGGCGCUUCCUUCGGAGGCGGCGGCGGCGGUGGCGGCGGAGCCACGUCUGCCUACUUCGGCGUCGGUGGAGGCGGAGCCCCAGGAGGCGGCGGAGCCCAAUCGGCCUACUUUGGCGUCGGUGGCGGACCAGCUGGCGGCGGCGGUGGUCCCAAGCUUGGCGGCGGCGGUGGCGGAGCUCCGAUCCCCGGACAAUCUACCUACUUGGGAGUUGGCGGAGGCGCUGCUGGAGGCGGUGGAGCCACGUCGGCAUACUUCGCUCCCAAGUAA